AUGUUAAUUUUUCUAAUAUUUACAUUUGCUUAAGCAUUUAAUGCGGAUAAUGCCUACUCAAUAUAUACCAUAGAAAAGAAUCUAUAGGAUAAACAUUAAAGUUAUCCUGAACUAUAUUCAAUAUAACAUAUUUUAGAUUCUAUUCAAAAACAAAUAACUCUUCAAGGUAACACAUUUUUAAUAUUUUAGAUGGUCGAAAAGUACUUUGUUAAAUUCCAAUACCUCAAAUUUCUUAAUUAAUUAAGAUAGAUGCUCUAUCUAUUACAACAAAUUUAACUGAUGAUUAAGCCAACAGUAUUCUCUUUCCAUUAAUUGGUUAAUGUGUUCAUCAUUAAACUAAAGAAUUUCUUUAUGAAUACUGUUAUAGAAAAUAUGUUAGAUAGUAUGAUGAUUUAAACACAAUGUUGAGCAUGUAGAAAAUUGUAAUUUUUAUACUCAUAUUCUUAGUUAAAAGAAGAUUUUAGUUUGGGCUAUUCACAUUAAUUUACAACACAAAAUUAUUCAUAUACUCUUUUUGAACCAUAUAAUUCUUCUUAUCAUCUUGAUACUAAUUAUCAUUAAAUACUAUAAUAAAUUGAUAGAUUGAUUAUUAUUGAAGGGUGUUUAGCUAAAUUAAGAAAUAAUGAUUAAUUUAUCUCAGAAAAAUAUGAAUAUUAACUUAAUGUUUCAACAACACAUACAGUCUAUACAUUUCGUGUAAUUCAGGUCAUAUAUAAUGAAUUAUUACUAUUAUCUUAAUGUUCAGAUAUUUUAAUCAUUUCAGAUUAUUUUGAAUUAAUCUAAAUUAAACAAAAUAAAGUUUCUAUAAAAUAGAAUUAAUAUUACCAAUAUAAAAAUGUGAUUUUUGCAUUGAAUCUUUAAGCUCAAGAGAUGUUUUAUCCAAAAUAGAGUUUAGGAGUAAUCUUUACUGAAAAAGUAUUUUUUAUUCAUGUCAAGAAAGUUAUUGACUAUUGUGCUAUUUAAGUUUUAGGUUUUUAAUAACACAUAAAAUAUUAAAAAUCUAUCUCUUAAAUUAAGCAUUUAAUUUUAAUGGAUGCAAAUACUUAUUAUGAAGAAUUAGAAGCUCCUAUUCUGAUUUUGGAGAAUAUCUUAUUUAUUUAAUAACUUAUUAAUUAGAUCAAUAUUAAUGAUUAUAUAGUAAUUUAUGAUACUACCACAUCAGUAUAGAGUUACAUUGAAACCUUUAGAAUUACUUAAUUUCAUAAUGGAAUUGCUAUUUUAGAUAAAUAAUUAACUAAGGGAUUGAGAUAUGAAGGAAAAGCUAUUAUAAAAAGAAUUAAUAAGUUUGUUAAACAAAUAAAUUUUACUUAACCUCUAUUAGAUACAUAUGAAUAUUAAAAUGAUGAUUUAAUUUCUUUGACUAAAUUAGAAUAUGAAUAUGUUCAAAUUCAUAUAUUCAAUCAUUCAAAUUAAGGAUAUUAAUUGAAAUAAUAAUAUUAAAAGUACAUGGGGAUUACAUUUUCUUUAUAUUAGUUAAAUUAUGAUAUUUCAUCUUCUUUAUUUCUUAAUAUUAUAAGUGAAAUGUAUUUAACAACUUAAAUAGCUUUAUUAACAUCACCUUAAUCAAACAUUUAUAUAAAAACUCAAGAUGGAAAUUAUACAUAAAUGGAGUCUAGAUUUAAAAAUAAUAGUCUACUAAAUCAAUCAUAUUGGAUUAUAAUAGAUACCUUAAUAGACAAAUUGUAUGUUGGAAUGGGUGAUCAAAUUAAAUUAGCAAACAAACUUAUAGAAUUUUAGUUGUUGAGAAAACAAAAUAAAAGUUCAUAAAUAAUUUUUGAAUUUGAUAAGAAAUCAAAUGGUUUAAAACUAUAUGAUAUAAUGUUUCUACCAUUAAGUAAUUUUGGAUUAUUUAGAACUACUAUUUCAACUGAGUACUUUCAUGCAUUAAAUUUCACAGGCGGAAUAAAUGGAGUCUUCGAAGAAACAUAUUAAUUAGGUAGUUUUUGUAAUCCUAUUAAUUCCACAAGGCAAAGUUAAAUUAAGUUCACUUGUCAUCCUGGUGAUUUAAUGAGAUUUAUGUCUAUUACAGAAGAAGAAAUCUGUAAAUAUCAAAUUACAAUUGGAACUUAUUUAUUAUGUGACAAAAAAUAAGAUAUUGUGGAACCAACUGAACAUCCUAUUCUAUGUAUAUUAAAACAAUGAUCCC
Paramecium sonneborni is the source of this 2146-nucleotide messenger RNA. Lineage: Eukaryota; Ciliophora; Oligohymenophorea; Peniculida; Parameciidae. The record is from the annotation of a GenBank genome assembly.